Messenger RNA from Plasmodium vinckei vinckei, 4443 nucleotides. Its product is annotated as conserved Plasmodium protein, unknown function. The record is from RefSeq and is a predicted model, not a curated record. Bases 1 to 4443 code for a protein of 1480 amino acids. The transcript is spliced from 3 exons. Lineage: Eukaryota; Apicomplexa; Aconoidasida; Haemosporida; Plasmodiidae.
AUGAUAAUAUUGCAGUUUUUUUUUAUUCUUUUUUUAUUUGUACUAAGUAAUAUAAAAUGUAUUUGUUCGUUAAAAUUUGAUAAGUUUAAAAAUAAACUAUAUUUACAAGGAAAUAAAAAUGGUUCUAAUCAAAAUUACCAUAAGAGAAAAAUAAGUCCGUUAUUUAUUAAUAGUAAUUAUAAGGAUAAUGUAAAUUUCAGGAAUAGCUACAUACUUGACAAACUUAAGAACAACUAUACUCAUUUCAUGACCUACAAUAGACAUAAAAAUAAAAAAUCAAUACACAAUGGUAUAUUAACUUUUUCAAUCCCUAAUAAAUCGGAAGCAAAAGAAAUGACAUCUAUUGAAGAUGCUGAGAAAGAAUCGUCUCAAAAAAAAAAUGUUGAAAAUGUGAAUGACGAUCAAAAUGGUAAAAAUGUAUUUUCUGAAAAGGAAUACAUCAAUUUGAACAAAAGAAAUAAAAUUUACAAAUUAAAUGGAACAAAAUAUAAUAAAGGAAAAACAGAUAAUCUAAAUAUUGUUGAUAUACAAAAUAUAAAUGUGAAAGAUUUUUUAGUAAACAAGGAUGAGAAUAGAUCCCUGGCUUUGCAAGACUAUAUUUAUAAGUCAUGGAAAGAAAAAAACUUCUCUAACUUUUUUAAUGCUAUAAAUAAUAGUGCAUUUAAUUAUAUGUGUAUAGAACAAUGGCUACAUAAAUUGUCAAUAAGCUUAAACAAAAACCAUUUAAAAAUAAAACUAAUAGAUGAUAACAUAUUAAUAAGAAGUAACCAAUUUUCAAAUAAAUCCGAAACAGCAAAAGAAAUGAAAAUUGGGCAUGAUGUAAUAAAUAACCAUUUAAAAAUGUUAAUAGAUAAUAUAGAUAAAUUUUGUUCAUAUGAAAUAACAUCUAUUUUAUGGGCUAUAACAAUAAUUCUAUUAAAAGUAAUUAAGACUUCAAAUAAUUUAGAAAAUGGUAUUUAUAAUGUUAAACAUACAGAUUUAGUCAUAUCUAUACUUAAUAAUUUUAAAUUAUUUUUUUCAAAAAUUAUAAAAAAUUUAAAUAGAAUAAAAAAUAAUGUUUCAAUAGAUGAAUCAUUAUGGGCUAUAUGGAGUAUUACUAAAUUAUUAUAUUUUAAUUUGGCAAUUGAAAAAUAUUUGAAUUUUUACACGAAAGAAAAUCAUAAUAGAUCUAUUACAAUUCAUGAUACAAACAUGAGUCUACAAAAUAGGGAUGGUAUAGACCCAUUUUUAAAAUCUGAAAGUAAACAAAAUGAAAUAACUAAAAUGAAAGGAAAUAUAAAGAGAGAUAACAAAUCAAAUGAAAAAAUGCAAAUAUUUAUGGAUAAAUUUAAGUUAAAUAAAGAGGAUGUAAUAAAUAUAUUUGAAAUAUAUAAUUAUAUUUAUACAAAGUUAUGUUCAAAUUUAAAAUAUUUAAAAGAAAAAUAUUAUGUAUAUAUACCAUUUAUAAUAUUUGAAUCACAAACAUUAAUGUUAAAUAGUGGCAUAUUAUUAUUAAAUAAAAUUGUUCAUAAAAUAUUAGAAAAUAAUAUAUUAAUCAAAUUAUUUAAUUUUGAUCAUUUAAAAAAUAUGUAUUCCCAAAAAAAUAAUACAAAUUUUUAUAACCAAAAUAAAGACAUUUUUCAAGUUAAAACUUUAAGUAAAAUGUAUAAAUUAAUUAAAUGUAUAUCUAAAAUAUUUUAUCCAUUAAAAAAUCAAAAUAUCAUGAACAUGAAUUUACAUAAUAAUUAUAAUAUGCUAGACACAAAAAUUUUAGGGAAAUUUAUUACAGUAUGUAAUGAUGUAUUAAUGAAAUAUGUAGACUAUUUUGUUUUCACGAUAAACAAUCAAAACAACAUGUCUAUAAAUAUAAAAAAUGACAACAAUACAAAUGUAUCUUAUACUAAUAAAGAACAAAUUGAUAAAAUACAAAUAAGAGACGAAGUAAUGAUGAAAUAUAAAAAUGAACUUAUGUUUGUUUACAACUGUUUGAAAAGUUCUUUAGUUUCUUUAAUUAAAUUAGAUCUAAAAAAUAAAUACUUAUAUGAAUGGCUAAAUAAAAACAUUAGCAUUUUUCAAUUUAGAAAAUUUGAUUCUGAUAAAAAAAAUGAAAAUAUGGAAACCUAUUUAGGGGACGAUGAUCCUAUAGUUGAAAUUUCAAAUAAAAAUGAUGAUAACUAUGAAGAGGAUAAUAAUUUUGACGAAAAAGAUAUCAAUAGUGAAUAUAAAAAUGAACUGGAUAAUGAACAAGAAGCGCACACACUUGAUUCUAUUCAAACAGGAAAAGAGUCUAGCAAAUCAGAUGUGUGUCUAGAUGUGCUAGCAUUAAGUAAGUUCACAAAAUUAUACAAUUCAAAUAUGAAAAGAAAAUUAAUAGAAAAUGUUAAAGAUAGUAUUGAAAAAUCGAUAGAACGGUUUGAAAACAUUUAUGGAAAUGAUACAAACACAGAUAAUACAAAAUAUCCUAGCUAUAUAGCAACUAAUGAUAUAUAUAUAAUAAAUGCAAAAGGUAUAGAAGAAUUAUAUGAUAAAGAAACAAGAACUUUUUUAAAAAAUAAUAAAAAUAUAGAAUUUCAUAAUGUAAUUAUGCCAAAACAAUUAUCAAUAUUUAUAAAUUAUUUAGGAAGAAAUUAUUAUUUAAUUGAUAAAAAUAAAUUAGAAAGAAUAUUUUUUAUAUCAUUAAAAUAUAUUAAUAUAACACGAUUUAACUAUUUUACAUCAAAUGAUAUUAUACAUUUUUUACAAGGGUUAUUAAAUUAUAUUAGUUUACAUAAUAAUUUAGAGUUUAUUUCUGAACAUGUUAAUAAAAUGUUAGAAAUAUUAUGCUAUAUUAUUGAAGGCUCAUUCUUAAAAUGGAAGUCUUCAAAUAUUUGUCAAUUAAUUUAUUUACUGGCACGAUUUAAGUAUAUACAUAAAAAUAUAUUUAAUAAGUUUGAUUCUUUUCUAAAUAUUGUUAAAUUUCCAAGUUAUGUAUACGAAAAAGCAAAUAUAGAAAUGCCACUGGAUAAAACAGAUGGUCUAUCUGCCAUUGAAAAUAAUGAUGGUAAUACCGAGGGAGAAUAUAAUAGCAUACUCAAUGAAAGCGAACAAAAUAGUAAUGACAUUUUUGUACAGUCUGAUGAAUAUGAUGAAUUAUUGAAAAACAUUAAUAUCUCAAUAAAUGAAAUUAAGUACGAAAAUUUAGGAUCGGCAAUGUGGGCUAUGACUGCACUUAAUAAAAAUGUCGUUAAAAAAAAAUAUUAUUUAAAAUUUUUUUAUUUAUUUUCUAUAUAUUUUUCUUUACACACUAAAUUAUACUUACAAAAUAGGAAUUUAAAAGGUGAUAAUACUACAGAUAAUAUGAAAAAAAUAAAAAAUACCAUAGAUGAUAGUACUAGUGAACAUGAUGAACAUAUGGAGGAUUUAAAAUUUUUGCAACAAAAUUCAUCAUAUUUUAAAACUCCAUUGGAUACUAUGACAAUAAGUAUAUAUGUAAGCACCUUUAUAAAAAAGAUAAAAAUUGGGUUUCAAUUUUUAUAUGAAGCUAUUCAUAAUCGUGUAGGCAUUAUCGAUAUAUUUACAUUAAAGGAAAUUUCCUAUUUAUUACAUUCAUUAGCACAUGUAAAUAAAAAAUCGAUACAAGACACUAUUUUUUUGUAUGACCAAAAUGAAAAAUAUUCUGAACAUGCAGGUGAUUUGGAGAAAAAUAAAAAAUUUAAUGAAUUUUUAAAUUUAGCUAGCUCAUUAUAUAUUUUGGAAACUGACAAUUUAUUUGAAGCAAAAGAAAAAAAUUCACCUGAACUCACCAAUUAUGAAGGAAGUGAUAUGUCUACAAUGGAAGAAAAUGAUGUUAAUGCAAAUUUAGAAAGUUCUAAUAAUAGUAGUAGUAGUAGCCUGAUUAAAGUGGAAGAAAAUAAUAGUGAUUUAUAUCCAAAGAAUAAUGUAGAGCAUAUUUUAAGAAAAGAUGUUUCUUUAAAUUUUAAAAAUGAGAGAAUAAAUUUGUCAAACGAGUUUUUAAAUAAAUUAAUGGAAAAAAUAAUUUAUUAUACUUCCUACAUUCUUGAUAAAAAAAAAAACUAUUUUGAUGAAACAAAUGAAAAUAAUAAAAUAUAUAUAAGUAAUGCUAAUAAAAAACAUAAAAUAGAAAUUAUUGAUAUAAUAAAAUUAAUAUAUAGCUUUUUUAUUUUUUUAAAUCAAAAAAUCCAAAUAAAUGAAACUCAAGAUAUUAAUUUUGUCCAAGUAGAAAAUAUAAUACAUCAAUACAAUUUAAUUGUUCAAAAAAUACUAACUUCUUUUAAUUAUAUUUAUUUAAUAAUUGAUACAUAUUCUUUGAUAAGCAAUAUAUAUGUUCUUGAUGAUUUUACCCGAGGAAUAAUAAAGGAGUUUGUCCAAAUAUGUAUAAAAAAGAUUGAGGAGGAAAAAAUGUUUGAGGUUGAGAAAAAAAAAAUACUUCUAAGCAUACAGAAUUUAAAAGAAACAAAUAAUUAA